Leptinotarsa decemlineata (Colorado potato beetle) is the source of this 1699-nucleotide messenger RNA. Its product is annotated as tubulin alpha-1 chain. The record is from RefSeq and is a predicted model, not a curated record. NCBI's taxonomy places the organism in Eukaryota, Metazoa, Arthropoda, Insecta, Coleoptera, Chrysomelidae. Gene Ontology annotation, cellular component: microtubule. Gene Ontology annotation, biological process: microtubule-based process. Gene Ontology annotation, molecular function: GTP binding; structural constituent of cytoskeleton.
UAAUGACAUUUUGUUCUGUCAUCAAAUUAUCAGUGUCAUUUUCAUCAGUUCAGCAUGAAUUCAAAAUUAUAAGUGAUAUGCCAAAAUGAAUCCAAUUUCUUUCCCGACAAUAAUAUGUCUGGUAGAGAAGUCAUUCAAAUCCAUAUUGGUCAAGCGGGUGUUCAAGUAGCGAAUGCCUGUUGGGAACUAUACUGCUUAGAACAUGGAAUCAAAGUAGACGGAACCAUUUACGAUUAUGAUAGGACUGAUUCAAGCUAUGGGGCCUUUUUCAACAUCACUGGUGCAGGACAAGCGGUACCGAGAGUCGUCAUGGUAGAUUUGGAGCCAACGGUUAUAGACGAAAUUCGUACUGGAUAUUACCGCAAUUUCUUCCAUCCUGAUCAGCUGUUAACGGGUAAGGAAGACGCAGCAAAUAACUACGCAAGAGGAAAAUAUGGUAUAGGAACAGAAAUGCUGGAUUUGGCUUUGGAUAGAACUAGGCUCGUUGCAGAAGAUUGUGGCCGUCUUCAGGGCUUCAUAAUUUUUCGAGCCUUUGGAGGAGGCACUGGAGGUGGCUUCACGUCUCUUUUCUUGGAACACCUGGGUAUCGACUACAGAAAGACUAGCGUUCUGGAGUUUGCAAUCUUCCCAGCACCUAGAGUAUCGACCAUAAUCGUGGAACCGUAUAAUGCUGUUUUGGCAACCAACGCUUCGAUCGAGCAUGAGGACGUGUGUUUCGUGAUGGACAACGAAGCCGUCUACGACAUUUUGAACAGAAGCCUGGACACCCCGCGACCAACGUACACCAACCUGAACCGCCUCCUGGGGCAGGUGGUUUCUGCGGUAACUGCUUCUUUGAGAUUUGAAGGGGCUGUGAACGUAGACUUGACUGAAUUCCAAACUAACCUCGUUCCGUAUCCGAGGAUCCAUUUUCCCUUGAUCACCUAUGCUCCAUUCAUACCUGCGAACAAAGCAUCCCAUGAGCAGUUAUCUGUUGCGCAACUAACGAAUGCCUGUUUCGAACCGGCCAAUCAGAUGGUUAAAUGUGACCCUCGUAAAGGUAAAUAUAUGUCUUGCUGUUUACUCUACAGAGGCGAUGUGGCUCCAACCGACGUUAACAACGCCAUCAUGAACAUAAAAAGUAAACGAUCGAUACAAUUCGUAGACUGGUGUCCAACAGGGUUCAAAGUAGGGAUCAACUACAUGCCACCCGUGGCGGUACCUGGUGGUGAUCUUGCUAGAGUAACUAGGGCUGUUACGAUGCUUUCUAACAGUACUGCUAUAAGAGAGGCUUGGGAGCGGUUGCUCCAGAAAUUCAGUUUGUUGUACUCGAAGAGAUCAUUCGUUCACCACUACGUAGGUGAAGGUAUGGAAGAAGGAGAAUUUCAGGACGCUAAAGAGGAUCUUCAGGCUUUGAUUUUGGAUUAUAAAGAGGUUGACAGCUGAUUCCCUGUAUACUUAGCUAUGAAGAUAUAUUUGAAACUGAUUGAAGAAUCCAAACAAAAAUAAUACGUGACGCUUUGGAGCACUGUGUAAGAGGACGGAAAUGUAUUCAACCCCGUUUUUAAAAAUCGCUGAUAUUGGAUGGUCUUUUAAUAUCAUGACACAGCAGUCAUGAUAUUAAAAUAUGAUAUGAUAUUUCACAUGAAAUAUAAAAUAUUAUAUAAAGUUUCGUGAUAUCAUUGUAAUAUAACAGAUGUCGUAAUAGUAAUGUCUCAAA